CAGCGCGUAUUUCUGCACACUGUUUCACCGGCGUCACUUUGGAAGGCGCAUUUUUUUUGCAGACUUAUCAUUUUAUAAAAAAUUCUCCUGGCGUCAGCACAGCGGCUGCUGCAAAUUAAAUUACUAGUUAUUUAAAGUACAAACAAAAUGGGAAAGAAAUCCGACAAUCCUGAGAGUUCCGGCAAGGGUUCCGAUGGCGAGGAGGAGGAGGAGUUCGCAGUGGAGAAGAUCAUCGACCGGCGGGUCCGCAAGGGCAAGGUGGAGUACUACCUCAAGUGGAAGGGCUACGCCGAAACAGAGAACACCUGGGAGCCCGAGAGCAAUCUCGACUGCCAGGAUCUCAUCCAACAGUAUGAGCUGAGCCGCAAGGACGAGGAAAAGGCGGCGGCUUCCAAAAAGGACCGCCCCAACAGCAGUGCCAAGACCAAGGAAACUCCGGGACGUGUUAGCACAUCGUCGGCCACUACGAGCAAGAGAAAGUCGGAGGAACCAACAGCGCCAGCCAGCAACAAAUCAAAACGCACAACAGAGGUGGACCAGGAAAGCACUGAUUCCUUGCCAUCCGGCUCUACUGGAUUCGACCGCGGUCUGGAGGCCGAAAAAAUUCUGGGCGCCUCGGACAACAACGGCCGCCUGACAUUCCUAAUACAGUUCAAAGGAGUGGACCAGGCAGAAAUGGUGCCCUCUUCAGUGGCCAACCUGAAAAUCCCGCAGAUGGUGAUCCACUUCUACGAGGAGCGCCUGUCCUGGUACUCAGACAACGAGGAUUAGGCUCUGCUCUGAAGUUGCUUCAUCAAUAUCAAGAGCGCUCAUUUAUCCAACGAAGAAAACCACACUAGAUUUAUCUCUGGCCUCCGGGCAGGCGAUUACGAGCCCCCCUCCCUACUCAUGCAGCCUCGGACAAACUUUCUAUUUCUGUCCAGGAUUCAUGUUUGUAUUUAUGAACAACAUUUUCAAUGAAUAAAAGAUCUUAUGUCCAGACGAAAAAAAAA
Drosophila elegans is the source of this 992-nucleotide messenger RNA. Its product is annotated as heterochromatin protein 1. The transcript is spliced from 5 exons. Lineage: Eukaryota; Metazoa; Arthropoda; Insecta; Diptera; Drosophilidae. The record is from RefSeq and is a predicted model, not a curated record. Gene Ontology annotation, cellular component: nucleus; pericentric heterochromatin. Bases 148 to 771 code for a protein of 207 amino acids. Gene Ontology annotation, biological process: chromatin organization; negative regulation of transcription by RNA polymerase II. Gene Ontology annotation, molecular function: chromatin binding.